This is a messenger RNA of Fraxinus pennsylvanica, 612 nucleotides long. The record is from the annotation of a GenBank genome assembly. NCBI's taxonomy places the organism in Eukaryota, Viridiplantae, Streptophyta, Magnoliopsida, Lamiales, Oleaceae.
AUGCCAUUCGCCUUGGCAAGCUGGGUUCCAUUCCUCAACAAGGGAUUUGCCAGCAUCUGGGCAAAAGGAAUUUCUUGCCCGCUCUGUGAUAACAUAAUCAAAAUGGGCCCAAAUGACUGCCCCGAUAGGGAAAUGGCAAUGGUCGUCCUUCACUCAAUGGCGGCGGCGGCGGCUUCAUCCUCUAACUCCGUUUCAAACUCCGUGUCCUCCUUCACUCCUCCUCCUCCUUUACCCAAACAACAACAGGGUGUUUCGAGUGAAAUUAAGGGUUCUGAAGAGCAAAACAAAGGAUCCACCAAAGACCCAUUUGAGGACAUCGAUAACCAGGAACAAAUUGAUAAAUUCCGGAAAUAUGAGGCUGAUUAUAAACGUUACAUGAUGUCAAAAUACUUCUCUGACAAAACUAUCUUUGGAGGCAAUAUAUUUGACGUGAAGAUGAAUAUAGAUGGCCAGACCAUAACAGCAAGCAGGAUGCCUCCACACCAGUCUUAUUUAGAUCCAGCAAAUUUUGAUGAACUGAACAGCAAAGGUCAGUCUGCUGCAGCAACAGAAACCCCAACAACUAGUACUUCAAGUGGGAAGCCCUCGACAAACACAAGUGACAACUCUUAG